AAAAGACAGCGGGAGAGUGACAUUCACAACCUCUACAUUCUUUUUUUUUUUUUUUGCAUUCUGAUCCGAUCGAACCACAACCAACCAGUCUCAGCACUGUUUCGCCAUGACCGUGCCCAAGAGGCCAAGCCUGACCUUGCAGCGGUCCAUUAUUCCCGUCCACUAUAACCUCAAGAUUGUGCCCUGUCCAGUCAACUUUUCAUUCCUCGGCGAAUGCUCCAUCGAGUUAUGUAUCGCUGAACCAACGUUCAGCAUCACUCUGAAUGCAAAGGAACUCAACAUUCAGACUGCGACCGCAAGGGAUCACCUUCUGAAUGGAUAUAGUGUCACGGCAACGAGUGUCAGCUAUAAUGUCGAAGAAGAGACCAUUGCCCUGGAGUUCCCCCAAGUCUUACAUGUUGGUUCUUCCUGGAUUCUGGACGUUACGUACAUCGGCCUCGUUAAUGACAAGCUCAAUGGCUUUUACCGCUCUGUCUACACCGAUGCCGAUAACAAUGUGCACCAAUUGACUACAACUCAGUUCCAAUCAACUCAUGCACGAAGAGCAUUUCCUUGUUGGGACGAGCCCGCCAUCAAAGCAACGUUCUCUUUAACGCUUCAGGCCCCUCAAGGAAUGACAUGUCUAUCCAACAUGAGCGUUCGGUCGAGGACACUUCUUGAGAACGGUAUGCAGGAAGUCUCGUUCCUGAAGACACCCAUCAUGUCCACCUAUCUGCUAGCUUGGGUGAUUGGUGAUUUCGACUAUAUCGAAGCAUAUACCUCUGGAGAGUUCAAUGGGGAGAGGAUUCGAUGCCGUGUUUACGCUCCUGUGGGCCUAGCUGACCAAGGACAUUACUCUCUGGAUUUGGCCGUUAAGUCGGUCGAAUACUUUUCACGUUUGUUCAAUAUACCUUAUCCACUGCCCAAGCUGGACUUGGUGGCAGUACCCGAUUUUGCGCCCGGUGCUAUGGAGAACUGGGGCUUGAUCACUUUUCGAACGUACGCACUCCUGAUGGAUGAAUAUGGGCCUCAGGACAGAAAGCACGAAAUCGCUGCUACUGUCAUCCACGAAAUCGCACAUCAGUGGUUAGGAAACUUGGUAACGAUGGAAUGGUGGUCCGACCUGUGGCUAUUUGAGGGCAUCGCGACACAUUUGGCCUAUAUUGUUGUAGAUGAGCUAUUUCCGCGCUGGGAUAUUUGGUCCGAGUUCGUCAAACGAAUUCAGGAGGUGCUAAAGCAUGACUCACUUCGCACGUCCCAUCCCGUCGAGGUCGGUGUCGCUAACCCAACUGAGAUCACGCAGAUCUUUGACGAGGUCAGUUACAUGAAAGGUGCGUCCGUCUUGCGGAUGCUUAAUGCCUGGCUGGGACAAGAUCAGAUGCUGCUUGGACUUCGAAAGUUUAUCCACAAGUACAUGUGGAGCAAUGCCAAUACCGAAGAUUUGUGGGUCACCCUGGCAGAAGAAUGCCAAGUUGACGUCCCUGGAUUCAUGAGCAGGUGGACAAGGCAGACAGGGUAUCCUGUGCUAUCGAUCACGGAGCUAGAUGAUUCAAGCAUAUUGGUACGACAAAACAUCUUUCUAUCUACAGGAGAUGUGCGUGAGGAGGAGGAUACCCUACUCUGGCCCGUUCCUUUGGGAUUAGCGACGGCAUCCGACCCAACCCCUCGUAACAUCAUGAUGGAUACGAAAGAAAUGGUUCUAAAGGUGGACACAACACGGUGGUACAAAUUCAAUAUGGGUCAAACUGGAUUCUACCGAGUAUCCUAUCCAUCAAAAACCCUGGAUCUACUGGGACAGACGUUCGGAACAGGACAAUUGAAUGCAGCAAAUCGAGUAGGCUUGCUGACUGACGUGGCUGCAUUAGUGGCGAGCGGUAUAGCCCCGACAAGCAGCUUCUUAACUCUUCUCAAGUACUUUGAGGACGAGCAGGACUACAUGGUAUGGGCUGAGGUGUCAUUAAGAUUGCACGAAUUGUUGGCCGUCUGGCUUGAGCAGCCUGAACCCAUUAUGAAUGCCUUGAAAGAAGUACAGAGGCGCCUUUUCACAAAGAUCGUCAAGCGCCUUGGAUGGGAGUUCCCAGAAGGAGAGGAUCCUUCGACUGUCAAUCUUCGUGCUGUCGCUAUUCGAUAUGCCGGAAGAGCAGGAGAUCCAGAAAUUGUGGCAGAAGCAAGAAGACGGUUCAAUGCAUUUAUGAAGGACAGAGACGUAUCAGCGCUGCCCCCAGAUCUGCGAUUCCCCGUUUUCGAAAUUGUGAUCAGGACAACUCAGGGCGUGGAGGAAUAUGAGGAAAUUGUCAACUACUACCGCGAGACCUUUAUCCCAGCAGAAAAGGUCGUAGCGCUCUCUGUUCUUGGAUACAGUAGCUCCCUGGAAUUGGUCCGGAGGACACUGGCGUUUGCGAUGUCACCCGAGGUCCGAACGCAAGACAUCUUGAGCGCAAUUGCAACACUGCGAUCAUCAGUUGUCGGACGAGCAGAGCUGUGGAACUUUAUGCGGCAUCACUGGGACGUACUCUAUGAACGCCAUUGUGCUGAUAUCGGAUUUCUGGAUUACUUCGUGUUACUGAGUAUCGAGUCCUUUUCGACAUUGGAGCGAUAUCAGGAGGUGCAAGCGUUCUUUGCCAACAAAGAUACUAGUGCAUAUGACCGCAUUCUGGCGACUUGUCUGGAGGGUAUUCGCAUGAACAUCCUGUGGCUCGAGCGCGACUGUAAGGAUGUCGAGCAAUGGCUGAGGGUCAAUGGCUAUUUGACGGAGAGCGCCAGCACGGACAGUGGCAAAGGCGCUGAAGGACUGUCAUCGGCUGCUGAUCCGGCUUCGAAAGCAAUAUCUAGCGGCUCUGUCAACGGGGGCCCAAAUCUUGCUGUGAACAUGCAUGGCACAUCAUCAGGGGCAUCGUCUGGAACGUCGACUCCCUCCAACGGCUUACAGUUUUUGCAGGCUGGUAUCUACAGUCAGCACGGCACUAAUGUGAGAUCGCAAGUAUAUUUGGAUGGAAAUGGACAGGCUUCUGAGGAGCAGGCGCGACAGCUACUUCAAUUGCAGCAGGAUCAGCAACGGCACGAGCUGAGGAUGCAGCGUGAGUAUCAGCUACAGCAUCAGCAACAACAGCUACAACUACAAGAUGAGCACGGUCAUAGCCAUGGCCACGGUCAUAGCCUUAAUUUUGACCAUGGUAGUCGACAACAGGACGCGCGCCCUAGGACGCUGGAGCGUGAAAUGGAGCUUCUCAGCAUGAGCGGGGACUACGAGUUCUAAUAAAGCUGGUUUCACGAGUGGGCGAAAAUUCUCCCAUUAGUCGGAAAAUAAGCAUAGUCAAUGGAAAUAGGACCCCGUACCGUAUAUGCGAUUGUGAAUUGUAUUUUUCAUUCACU
Molecule: messenger RNA, 3351 nt
Organism: Gamsiella multidivaricata
Lineage: Eukaryota; Fungi; Mortierellomycota; Mortierellomycetes; Mortierellales; Mortierellaceae
Product: aminopeptidase 2
Exons: 11
Coding region: 107-3235 (1042 amino acids)
Biological process (GO): proteolysis; peptide catabolic process
Cellular component (GO): cytoplasm
Molecular function (GO): zinc ion binding; metalloaminopeptidase activity; peptide binding
Source: RefSeq, a predicted model, not a curated record